AUGGUGGAGAGCUUACGGGUGGCCGAGCUGCGUUCCCUUCUCUCCGCUAUGGGAAAGGACAAGAAAGGGCUGAAGAAGGAUCUAGUGCAAAGAGUCACCGAGCUCCUCCAUAACAACUUCCAUCCAGAGCUUUUCUCUGCUAUCCAGGAGCUUUAUGACCAACGUCACUCCACUAGCAAUGCCAACAGCAGAUGCUCCCAGGUCAUCACCAUACCGACUGCUGUUGAGGUGGUGACAACUAUCCAAAGAAAUCCAAAGAAAUCCUGUGGGUUGGUGCAUAAACCUGAGGUUCACAUGAUCAAGCUUCCAUUCUAUCAAACUCUGGAGACCAUUGUUGCUCCAGUAUCACUAGUGCCCACAUUUGCAGUUAAGCAACAGAUCAACUCCAUCAUGUUUUGUCUGACUCCAAGACAAUCAGCUCAGAUUGAGAACUGUCAAAGGACCAAAGCUGGAGUGAAGACUGUUCAGUUAGUGCUCAGAAUUUGCUAUACAGAGAGUAUUGGUGUUGAAGAUGAUCAGUAUCCACCAAAUAUUGCUGUUGAUGUCAACGGCCAUGACUGUCCUGUACAGGCUCACUACUCUAAAAAAGGACAAGAGCCUUCUCAGCCUUGUCGCCCAAUCAAUCUCACACCAUUUGUGAAACGAAUCACUGAGAAUCAUAUUACUAUCUCCUGGGAGGACUGGAAGAACAAGUUUUAUUCUGUAGGUGUAUAUCUGGUGAAGGUCUUCUCACCAGAAGAUUUGCUGGCACAGCUCCAGAAAAGUGGAGUGGAGAGCGUGGAGUGCUGCAAACAAAAAAUUUGCCAGAAGUUGUGCUGUAAUCCUGAGAAUGAGAUCACCACUACAGGGCUGCAAGUGUCCCUUAUCUGUCCUCUGGCCAAAACGCGCAUGUCUACCCCCUGUCGAACGCAGACGUGUGCCCACCUGCAGUGUUUUGAUGCUGCCUUCUACCUGCAGAUGAAUGAGACAAAGCCAAGCUGGACUUGUCCUGUCUGCCAUAAGCCUGCCCUCUUUGACACUCUACAGAUCGAUGGUUUGCUGAGUGGCAUACUCCAGUGCGCAGACGAGGCCGUGAAGGAGAUUGAGUACCUGUCUAAUGGCUCUUGGAGAGCAGUGAGGAAGGAAAAGGAGUGCAGCAAAACCACAGACCUCUCUUCACUCAGCCACAAGAACAGUUCUGUGGUACAGGAUAUCGUGGAUCUAACGCAGUGCUCAUCCGACAGUGAUGAUGAUGGUGCAGCCAUACAGACAGAAGAGAUUGUUUUGACACAUGUAAAAAAAGAAAGUGUGCGCUUCUCCAAAGGCAACGUGCAUGUGAAGUGAUGAGUGAC
This is a messenger RNA of Neoarius graeffei (lesser salmon catfish), 1331 nucleotides long. RefSeq names its product protein inhibitor of activated STAT, 4b (gene pias4b). The transcript is spliced from 10 exons. NCBI's taxonomy places the organism in Eukaryota, Metazoa, Chordata, Actinopteri, Siluriformes, Ariidae. Gene Ontology annotation, molecular function: zinc ion binding; SUMO ligase activity; transcription coregulator activity. The coding region runs from base 1 to 1323 and encodes 440 amino acids. The record is from RefSeq and is a predicted model, not a curated record. Gene Ontology annotation, biological process: regulation of transcription by RNA polymerase II; protein sumoylation.